This is a messenger RNA of Fusarium subglutinans, 2592 nucleotides long. RefSeq lists its product as uncharacterized. NCBI's taxonomy places the organism in Eukaryota, Fungi, Ascomycota, Sordariomycetes, Hypocreales, Nectriaceae. The coding region runs from base 1 to 2592 and encodes 863 amino acids. The transcript has 5 exons. The record is from RefSeq and is a predicted model, not a curated record.
AUGUCGUUUCCUGUCGUCAAUGGUGUCGAGGUUGCGGUGCCGCCUCCGUCGGGGUACAGAGUUGACUUUGAGAACCCUCUGACUGAUGCGUCGAUGGUGAGGAAUGCGUAUUGGAUUUUCGGAAUGGAGUUUGCGAUAGCGACGGCGUUUUUGGGACAGCGGAUGUAUACGAAUGCAGUGAUUUUGCGCAAGUUCUUGAUUGACGACUAUUUAAUUCUUUUCGCCUGGGUCCUUUCUAUUGCGGCUCAAUCAUGUCUUCUCAAUGCAUAUAGUCGCAAACUACUCGGCGUCCAUGCAUGGGAGAUGCCAAUCGACAGCAACACCGAGGCUAAUCUACUCGUCAUGUGUACAACACUGACUUAUAUCCCGACGACAAUCCUCUCCAAGCUGACACUCUGCUUCUUCUACUAUCGCCUCUCGCCGUCUCUAUGGUAUCAAUACUCGGUCUACUUUACCGGCUUUCUCUGCAGUGCUAGCCUCGUCGGUAUCUGGUUCAGUGUUCUGUUUGCGUGCAAGCCUAUCGCUGCGGGAUGGGAUGUGAGGAUGUCGGUUGGUGCCACGUGCAUCAAUCGCCCUCCCAUCUACAUCACCCAGGCUGCUUUUGGCUGCAUCACUGACGUGAUGUUGCUGGUGUUGCCUAUCCCGACAGUCAUCGGACUACAAAUGUCUGCUCGCCAGAAGCUUGGUCUCGUCGGUCUCUUUGCUAUCGGUUCCAUCACUCUCAUCACGUCCAUUGUCCGACUGGUUCUUCUUCUACCCAGCUUGUCAAAUCCCGAUCAAAGCUGGUCGUUGGCAGAGGGUUGCCUCUGGGUGUAUGUCAUCUACUCUCUCUUGUGUAACCCAUCUGACACAGAUAGCAUCAUCGAAGCCAACCUUCUCAUCAUGUGCGGUUCACUCCCAACACUUCGUGUCUUUCUCAAGAACGUCGCCCCUCGAGUUCUCGGCGACAAGAGCACACGAAAAGGCAGUGAAGAGCAAAGUGGAAGCGCCAACUUUGGCCUCCAUACCUUUGGUGGUUCAAAUGGACCGCGCCGCAAGUUUGAUACGCUCGUUGAGCUGGAGCAUGAUACUCACUUCAACAGAGUUAGCCUGCGGCCUGAGGGUAUGGGUAAGACGGACGUAAACAUCUACAGUGGACGGUCGGAUGAGUCGUUGGAGCACAAUCCCACUGGGGAUAAUGAUAGUGAGGACGGCAUACUGCAGACACCUCAAUCAUCAACAAACAUGUCAAACACGCGCAUUGAGAUCGAUCCGGAGGGCGAUACUCUUAUAAUUCUCCCAGUCAAGCCUGUCUCUACCCAAUCCGAGACCCCAGACUCUCCUACCGAGAAGCGUUUCCUUUGCUCCAAGAAGCAUCUGACUCUUGCCUGUCGUCGGGCAGCAAAACUCUUCUCAAGUCAGUUCAAAGAGGCCUCAGUCGAGUCAGACGGCCUCCACCACUGGAAAUUCGAGGGCAUCUUCGACGCUGAAGCAUUUGAGCUCGUUUUAAAGAUCAUCCAUGGCAAAACACGCAAUGUACCCCGCAGUGUUAAGCUGGAUCUAUUAUCCGACAUUGCGACGAUUGUCGACGACUUAGAGUGUCAUGAGGCUGUAGCCUUUUUCAGCACAAACUGGCUCUUUGGAUGGACUGUUGAAUGGCUUCAGCCUGGACAGUUGAGGGAUAAGCCAUUGGCUCAGGUGAUUCUAGCAUCGUUCGUCUUUGAGCACGCGUCGCUUUUCCAGACCUACACCAAGAUGGCUAUAAGGCACAACAUCGAUGUCGUAUCGACGUAUGAUCUGCCAAUCCGGGCAGAUGUUUCUGAUAAAAUUGAAAGCACGAGAAUCGACAUUCUGCAGCGUCUUGUGGAUGGGCUAGAAGGCCUUCAGACCAAGAUCCUUGCAGACAAGGUGGGCUGCAAUGAAGCGUGUCGAGCCAUGCUGCUGGGAAGUCUCUUGCAAGGAGCGAAGAAGUCUGGCUUGUACCCCCACCCCCAAUCGCCAUUCCCUAAGCUAUGCCUCGAUGCUGUUCUCGCAACAUUGGCCAACUUGCAGUCGCCGGCCUAUUUUGGGCCGCAAAGCCAAGGUCCUCUACUCAACUAUUCUGGCAGAUGGAACCUUGAUCCUACAUCUGCGAGCCUCGUUUCUGGGGGUCUUCUUGGAUAUCAAUCUGGUCUUGUCCAGGGUCAGCCAAAGCCUGCACCAGCUGGAACCAAUACCCCUUCUGCACCAACACCUCAACAAACUGCCAGCGCCGCUGGGCUCACUCAGCCUUCCGGUGGUCUUUUCGGUCAUAGGAGUGCUGCUCAAAACACCAGCACUGGGCCGUCGUUCAACUUUGGUCGCCCCUCUCACUCUUCUGGUGACCCCUCUGGUACAUCUACUGCAUCUCAGAACCCCAAGAGUCCUCAAGUAUCUUCGCAGGCUGGGACUAAAGGUUUAUUUGGUAGCAUCGCGUCUAAUGCCGGGACCCCUCCCUCAACGGCAGACAACCCAGAACAGCCUGGGACUAUCGUUAGGCACAACUGCCGCCUGAAGGACCUUAUCGAGCCCUUGGUAGUGGCAGCUGAAAAGGAAAUCACAGGGCUGAAACUUGCUGACUUCCCACGGCCGUAG